Scutellospora calospora is the source of this 885-nucleotide messenger RNA. NCBI's taxonomy places the organism in Eukaryota, Fungi, Glomeromycota, Glomeromycetes, Diversisporales, Gigasporaceae. The record is from the annotation of a GenBank genome assembly.
GCAUCUCCGGGCAAAUUGAUAUAUGAUCCAUUCGUAGGCACAGGUAGCUUUCUCUUGACAUGUGCACACUUUGGCGCGUUCACUAUAGGGUCAGACAUUGAUGGACGACAAAUUCGUGGACAAGCGAAUAAAUCUAUAAAAUCUAAUAUAGAUCAAUAUAAUUUAAGUGACAAAGUCUUGGAUACCUUAGUCUUUGACAUAUGUCAUCAUCCGUGGCGAGAAAAUCUCUGGUUUGAUGCAAUUGUGACCGAUCCACCAUAUGGCGUUAGAGCAGGCGCAAAAACACUGGGAAGAAAAGAUCCGACAAGACGACCUCGAAUAGUAGAUGGUGUACCCGCUCACAAACGCGAAAAUUAUUAUCCACCAACAAAGCCAUAUGAAAUGUCUGAAGUGCUUAUAGAUCUCUUGGAAUUUGCUGCACGAUAUUUAGUAGUUGGUGGUCGUUUGGUGUAUUGGUUACCAACUAUCGUUGAUGAUGAGCAAAAUUUUGGGCAAUGGAGUAGACGAUUAGUUACUAUGGAAAAAUUUAAAGAGAACGUCGAAGGUGAACAUGCAAUUGUGAACAAUGCAAAAAGUUUAGAUAACAUGUCAUUGAUGUUUCAAAAAAAGAAAGAAGAGAAAAGCGCUGAAGAUGGAAAAGAUUUUGAAAAAACAGAUGACACCAAUAAAAAACCUGGGCAUUACUUAUUUCGAGAAAAGUAUUUUUCUUUCAAAUCCGAAGAAAAAACCAAAAGAGAGCAAACAUGGAUAAGAUUUAAGAACCAAGACAACAAAGAUAAUGCAAAUGAGAGUGCUAACUAUAUGCAAUCAUCUUCUACAGAAUCACCUAUAGAAAAUUUACUCAGUGAAAAAUCUUCAGAUUAUAAUGCUAAUAAACCACAAUGA